This is a messenger RNA of Pseudo-nitzschia multistriata, 1545 nucleotides long. The record is from the annotation of a GenBank genome assembly. NCBI's taxonomy places the organism in Eukaryota, Bacillariophyta, Bacillariophyceae, Bacillariales, Bacillariaceae.
CUUCCGUCGUUCAUCUUCGAGACCUUCAUGCUGUAACAACUUCGUGUGCUGAAUACGUAUUCRAUAGUACACUUGGGAAAAGGAUCUGAAUUCACUUUACAGUAUCAUYAUUUGAGUUGAAAGCGCAAAGAAAGGUGCAUCGAUUACCUUGGUACACUGUUUCUUCAACAUUGGUAGAAAUAGGGGUCGGUUCGGUUGGAGCAAGAGAUCGAAGCUUUUGGGCCAUCCGUGUCGCUUUGCGACGCUUUCGAAUGCCCGUUAACAGUUGGGUGAUUUUGUGGCGGAGCACGUCAUCAUCGACAAUUUCUGUGUACCAUAAAUUCUUCUUAUCGUAUUCCAUGUAGACAAAAUUUCUCAAACGACCUUCUUCGAUGAUAUAAUCAUUGUACCUAUCGCCCUUGAGGAAUCUCUUCGGGUGGAGUUCGCGUUCCAGCUCUUUUUCUUCGAUAAGAUCUCGAAACUCAAUGUUGCCGGGAUGAUCCCAAGCCAUUGCCUUGUUGCCAAAAAGUAUGCAAUUCACUUCGGGACAUUCGACGCCACAAACUUCUUCUAUCGAUUCUUCAUUCUUUCCUUCCAAGCCAGCUGCCUCAUUGUCGGUUUUCUUUCGAAAGUUGUCGAUUGCAGUCCUAACCUUCGCAAAUCGAGCCCAGUUCUUGGUCUUGACCAUGAAUGUAUAUGUUCGUGGGAUGUCUUUGACAUUGAUUCCAUAGCUAGAAAGUACGUAAUCUACUUCAACCGGGGAACCGGUGUGGACCCGACACACUCUUCGCCCCUCCGGUCCAAUGAGCAUCAGACACAGCGAGCGACAGAGGUUAAAUACGGGUGAGUUUGGUAUGCAGAAAUGUAACGCGGAGUAUCUCACCGGUAUUGUGGUUAUAAUUUGGUUCAUUUUUUUGGCAGAAUUCUUUGCCAUGCUUGGUUCUUCGAACGUUGGGAAGACCAAAACUACGGCUCCCUUCACUUGCGUGGUAACAUCCUCGGCAAGAAUUGUCCACAGCAAAAACACUAAAAGUCGGAAGGCAGAAKAGUAUUCUUCGUAGGUACUCGCAUCGUGUCUUCCRAUAAAGACAAAUACCCUUCUCCCGAUUCGGUCGCGGGAAGGCAGUACCUGACAAUUGCCAUCACGAAAGUAUUUCAGCUCGAGAGCGGUAAGGUCACUCAUGUACAGCUGUCUUCGAAAGAUUUUUUCGCCGAAGCAUUUGAGCAGUAGAUCGAGACACUCGCAAUACCGGAUGGCGGCUUUUCGGGCAUCAAAUCGAUCAGCUCGAAGAAACUUCAGCCGAUAUUCUUCGGUGCGUAUAAAGUCACUCUUUAACUCGAGGCCUCUUCGAUAUGCAUGAUACCUGCGAUUGCCUCUGCGUCUGUUGUGGGCUUCAUCUUCGUCAUUCAUCGGUGAUAUAGAACACGGAGGAACGAGUUCAUCAAGAAUAUUUUGCAUGUCACGAAGAGCAAGAGCCGUCAUUUCCGGGCAUUCUUUUGUGGUCUCGUUCAGGUUUCURAUAUUGUUUUCGCUAUAACCCCCCCAUCGCCCGAAUUCAACGCCGU